This is a messenger RNA of Nerophis lumbriciformis (worm pipefish), 855 nucleotides long. NCBI's taxonomy places the organism in Eukaryota, Metazoa, Chordata, Actinopteri, Syngnathiformes, Syngnathidae. The record is from RefSeq and is a predicted model, not a curated record.
AUGGAUGCCAUCAAGAAGAAGAUGCAGAUGCUCAAGCUCGACAAGGAGAAUGCCUUGGACAGAGCUGAGCAGGCUGAGUCUGAUAAGAAGGCGGCUGAGGACAGGAGCAAACAGCUCGAGGAUGACUUGGUGGCACUGCAGAAGAAGCUGAAAGCAACAGAAGAUGAGUUGGACAAAUAUUCCGAAGCCCUGAAAGAUGCUCAGGAAAAACUGGAGCUCGCUGAGAAGAAAGCCACAGACGCUGAGGGCGAUGUCGCCUCCUUGAACAGACGCAUCCAGCUGGUUGAGGAGGAGUUGGAUCGUGCCCAGGAGCGUCUGGCCACAGCGCUGACCAAGCUGGAGGAGGCCGAGAAGGCUGCUGAUGAGAGUGAGAGAGGCAUGAAGGUUAUUGAGAACAGGGCGAUGAAGGAUGAGGAGAAGAUGGAACUGCAAGAGAUCCAGCUGAAGGAGGCAAAACACAUCGCUGAGGAGGCUGACCGCAAAUAUGAGGAGGUGGCCCGUAAGCUUGUGAUCAUUGAGAGUGAUUUGGAACGUACAGAGGAGCGCGCUGAGCUGUCUGAGAGCAAAUGCUCUGAGCUUGAGGAGGAGUUGAAGACCGUGCAAAACAACCUGAAGUCUCUGGAGGCUCAAGCAGAAAAGUACUCACAGAAAGAGGAUAAGUACGAGGAGGAGAUCAAGGUUCUUACAGACAAGCUAAAGGAGGCUGAAACGCGUGCCGAGUUUGCUGAGAGAUCAGUCGCCAAACUUGAAAAGACCAUCGAUGACCUGGAGGAUGAGCUGUAUGCCCAGAAACUGAAAUACAAGGCCAUCAGCGAGGAGCUGGACCACGCUCUCAACGACAUGACUUCUAUGUAA